Messenger RNA from Choloepus didactylus (southern two-toed sloth), 4933 nucleotides. RefSeq names its product angiotensin-converting enzyme. The record is from RefSeq and is a predicted model, not a curated record. Gene Ontology annotation, cellular component: plasma membrane. The transcript has 25 exons. Gene Ontology annotation, biological process: proteolysis. Gene Ontology annotation, molecular function: peptidyl-dipeptidase activity; metallopeptidase activity. Bases 1 to 3936 code for a protein of 1311 amino acids. Lineage: Eukaryota; Metazoa; Chordata; Mammalia; Pilosa; Megalonychidae.
AUGGGGGCCGCGUCGGGCCGCCCGAGGCCGGCGCCGCUGCCGCGGCUCCUGCUGCUGCCGCUGCUGCUGCUGCUGCUGCGGCCGCCGCCCCCCGCCACCGGGGCGCUCGACCCCGGGCUGCAGCCGGGAAACUUUACCGCCGACGAGGCCGGAGCGCAGCUCUUCGCGCAGAGCUACAACUCCAGCUCCGAGCAGGUGCUGUUCCUGAGCACCGCCGCCAGCUGGGCGCACGACACCAACAUCACCGAGGAGAAUGCGCGGCUCCAGGAGGAAGCAGCCCUGCUCUACCAGGAGUUCACAGUGGCCUGGGGCCAGAAGGCCAAGGAGCUGUACCAGCCCAUCCUGCAAAACUUCACCGACCCGCAGCUGCGCAAGAUCAUCGAUGCCGUGUGCAUCCUGGGCUCCGCCAACCUACCCCUGACCAAGCGGCAACAGUACAACUCCCUGCUAACGAACAUGAGCAGGAUCUACUCCACUGCCAAGGUCUGCUUCCCCAACAAGACUGCCACCUGCUGGUCCCUGGACCCAGAGCUCACCGACAUCCUGGCUUCCUCACGAAGCUACGCCAUGCUGCUCUUUGCCUGGGAGGGCUGGCACGACGCCGCGGGCAUCCCGCUGAAACCCCUGUACCAAGACUUCACUGCCCUCAGCAAUGAGGCCUACAGGCAGGAUGGCUUCCCGGACACGGGGGCCUACUGGCGCUCCUGGUACGACUCACCCACCUUUGAGGAAGAUCUGGAGCGGCUCUACCACCAGUUGGAGCCCCUCUACCUGAACCUCCAUGCCUACGUCCGCCGCGCGCUGCACCGCCAAUACGGGGACACAUACGUCAACCUCAGGGGACCCAUCCCCGCUCACCUGCUGGGAAACAUGUGGGCCCAGAGCUGGGAAAACCUCUACGACCUGGUGGUGCCUUUCCCCGACAAGCCGAACCUCGACGUGACCAGUACCAUGGUGCAGAAGGGCUGGAACACAACACACAUGUUCCGGGUGGCCGAGGAGUUCUUCACCUCCCUGGGGCUGUCGCCCAUGCCACCCGAGUUCUGGGCAGAGUCCAUGCUGGAGAAACCGAGUGACGGGCGGGAGGUGGUGUGCCAUGCCUCGGCCUGGGACUUCUACAACAGGAAGGACUUCAGGAUCAAGCAGUGCACGCGGGUCACCAUGGACCAGCUGUCCACGGUGCACCAUGAGAUGGGCCACGUGCAGUACUACCUGCAGUACAAGGACCAGCCUGUCUCCCUCCGCCAAGGUGCCAACCCUGGCUUCCACGAGGCCAUUGGGGAUGUCCUGGCGCUCUCCGUCUCCACUCCAGCACAUCUGUACAAAAUCGGCCUGCUGGACCAUGUCACCAAUGACGUGGAAAGCGGCAUCAAUUACCUGCUGAAAAUGGCGCUGGAAAAAAUUGCCUUCCUGCCCUUUGGCUACUUGGUGGACCAGUGGCGCUGGGGGGUCUUUAGUGGACGUACUUCCCCUUCCCGCUACAACUUCGACUGGUGGUAUCUUCGAACCAAGUAUCAGGGGAUCUGUCCUCCACUUGUCCGAAACGAAACCCACUUUGAUGCUGGAGCUAAGUUUCAUGUCCCAAACGGGACACCAUACAUCAGGUACUUUGUGAGUUUUAUCCUGCAGUUCCAGUUCCAUAAAGCCCUGUGCAAUGAGGCAGACCACCAGGGCCCGCUGCACCAGUGUGAUAUCUACCAGUCCACCAAGGCGGGGGCCAAGCUCCGGGCGAUGCUGCAGGCGGGCUCCUCGAGGCCCUGGCAGGAGGUGCUGAAGGACAUGGUCGGCUCAGACUCCCUGGACGCUCAGCCGCUGCUGGACUACUUCCAGCCGGUCAUCCAGUGGCUCCAGGAGCAGAACCAGCAGAACGGCGAGGUUCUGGGCUGGCCAGAAUAUCAGUGGCGCCCACCGGUGCCCAACAAUUACCCAGAAGGCAUCGACCUGGUGACUGAUGAGGCUGUGGCCGAGAAGUUUGUGGCGGAAUAUGACCGGACAUCCCAGGUGGUGUGGAACGAAUACUCAGAGGCCAAUUGGAACUACAACACCAACAUCACCAUGGAGGGCAGCAAGAUUCUGCUACAGAACAACAUGCAGAUGGCAAACCAUACCAAGAAGUAUGGCACCUGGGCCAGGCAGUUUGAUGUGACCCACUUCCAGAACGCCACCAUCAAGCGGAUCGUAAAGAAGCUUCAGGACCUAGAGCGGGUGGCACUGCCUACCAAGGACCUGGAAGAGUUCAACCAGAUCCUGCUGAACAUGGAAACCACUUACAUCAUGUCCUCCGUGUGCUAUGAAAAUGGCACCUGUCUGCAUGAGCCUGAACUGACAAAGCUGAUGAGCACGUCCCGGAAUUAUGAAGAGCUGGCGUGGGCAUGGGAGCGCUGGCGGGACAAGGCGGGGAGAGCCACCCUCCCUUUCUUCCCCCAGUACGUGGAACUCAUCAACAAAGCGGCCAGGCUCAACGGCUACACAGACGCGGGGGACUCGUGGAGAGCCUUGUACGAGAUGCCGUCGCUGGAGCAGGACCUGGAGCAGCUGUUCCAGGAGGUGCAGCCGCUCUACCUGAACCUGCAUGCCUACGUGCGCCGCGCCCUGUACCGCCGCUACGGGCCCCAGUACAUCAGCCUGGAGGGCCCCAUCCCCGCUCACCUGCUGGGGAACAUGUGGGCGCAGACAUGGUCCAACAUCUAUGAACUGGUAGUGCCCUUCCCCUCAGCCCCCAAACUGGAUGCCACCGAGGCCAUGAAAAAGCAGGGCUGGACACCCAGGAGGAUGUUUGAGGAAGCUGACAAUUUCUUCAUCUCCCUGGGGCUGCUGCCUGUGCCCCCAGAGUUCUGGAACAAGUCAAUGCUGGAGAAGCCGGCUGAUGGGCGGAACGUGGUCUGCCAUGCUUCUGCCUGGGACUUCUACAACGGCAAGGACUUCAGGAUCAAGCAGUGCACCACUGUGAACAUGGAGGAGCUGCUGGUGGCCCACCAUGAAAUGGGCCACAUACAGUAUUUCAUGCAGUACAAGAACUUGCCUGUGACCCUCCGAGAAGGCGCCAACCCUGGCUUUCACGAGGCCAUUGGGGACGUGCUGGCACUCUCAGUGUCCACCCCCCAGCACCUUCAUGCCAUCAACCUGCUGAGUAGUGAGAGCAGCGGCUAUGAGAACGACAUCAAUUUUCUCAUGAAGAUGGCUCUGGACAAGAUCGCCUUUAUCCCCUUCAGCUACCUCAUCGACCAGUGGCGCUGGAGGGUGUUUGAUGGAAGCAUCAGCAAGGAGAACUACAACCAGGAGUGGUGGAGCUUCAGGUUGAAGUAUCAGGGCCUCUGCCCCCCAGUGCCCAGGACUCAAAGCGACUUUGAUCCCGGGGCCAAGUUCCACAUCCCUUCAAGCGUGCCUUAUCUCAGGUACUUCGUCAGCUUCGUGAUCCAGUUCCAGUUCCACGAGGCGCUGUGCCAGGUGGCUGGCCACAAGGGCCCCCUGCACCAGUGUGACAUCUACCAGUCCAAGGAGGCUGGGACGCGCCUGGCGGAAGCCAUGAGGCUGGGCUUCAGUAAGCCGUGGCCAGAAGCCAUGAAACUGAUCACCGGGCAGCCCAACAUGUCCGCCUCGGCCAUGGUGAACUACUUCAAGCCACUGCUGGACUGGCUCCUCGAGGAGAACAGGCGGCACGGGGAGAAGCUGGGCUGGCCCCAGUACAACUGGACACCGUACUCUGCUAGCUCAGAAGGCUCCUUCCCCGUCACCAGCCGCGUCAACUUCCUGGGCCUGAACCUGGAGGCGCAUCAGGCCCGCGUGGGCCAGUGGGUGCUGCUCUUCCUGGGCGUCGCCCUCCUGGUGGCCACCUUGGGCCUGACCCAGCGGCUCUUCAGCAUCCGGCACCAAAGCCUCCGCCAGCCCCACCGGGGGCCCCAGUUCGGCUCCGAGGUGGAGCUGAGGCACUCCUGAGACGCCGGGCGGCCGGGACGUCCUCCGAGUGAGCGAGGUGGGGCCCUGGGGCGCAGGCCGGGGCUGGGCCACCCCUCCUCGUCCAGCCUGUCCCCCGGCACCGCCCUCCUGACCGCCACCUGUCCCGGCCCCCAGCCCGCACCCAAGUCUCGGGGUGCCCAACACAGAGCCCCCACCCAACCUCUCUGUGAAUACAAUUAAAGGUCCUGCCCUCCCCAAAUGAGUCUGUGUCCCUCACAGGGAAGCCAGGAACAGGGACAGGGCUGCUCUCCUGCCUCCUGGAAGUCUAGGGGCCACUUUCCUGGGUGUCUUCCCCCAUCCUUCUCCAGAGAAGAGCCUCGGAGGCUCCCCCAGAGCCUCAGUGCCCGCCCCAACCAGCCCCCAAGACUUUCUUUCCUGUAGUCCAGGCCACCAGCCAAGUGUCCUCCCCCAGGCCUGCCGAGGGCUGGCGCCGGCCCAGGAGGGCUCUGGGAGGCAGGGGUGGGCAGGGGCGGCCGCGGAGGGGCUGCCGGCCUCACAGCCCACUGCCUGCCCCGGGCCCUGCCCGCUCGGGCUUCCUGUGCCGGCUGUUCCUGUAAAUGGCCAGGUCCCCCCUAGGGGAAGGCUCCUGGCUGUCCCCUGCUGGCCUGGUUGUGUCUGAUUGACCAAGGGGGUCGACCUGGCCUUGGGGUCACCUCGGGCCCCUGCCUGCCCCCUCCCAACGCCGCCCUUCCAGGCCAGCACCAGCCCCAUGCCCGCGUGGUGAGAGGAGCGCCUGGGUCCCAGCCCACCACUCGGGCAUCUGCAGGCCCCAGGCCCCCGCCAGAGGGGCUCCCACUGUGAGGUUCAGCCAUUGCCCGGACACCCCCGCCUGCCCUCCACACAUGCACUCCCUCCGAAGGCUGAGAGGGCUCAGGGAGAAUGCCAUUUGGAGGGACAUUUUAGUAGCUUUGAUCUAUGUGCCUAUUUUAGAAAAUUUGAAAAAUAAAAACCCUUCAUCUCAACACUGAGAAAUGGC